AUGACUGAGGUGGUUUGCAGCGACAGGCUAGGAAAGAAAGUCCCUGUUAAGUGCAAUGCCAAUGAUACCAUCGGCGACUUGAAGAAACUGAUAGCAGCUCAAAUUGGCACCCACUGGAAUAAGAUCGUUCUUAAAAAGUGGUACACAAUUUUUAAGGACUACGUGUCUCCGGGAGAGUAUGAAAUCCACCUGAGAUAA
Molecule: messenger RNA, 198 nt
Organism: Mastomys coucha (southern multimammate mouse)
Lineage: Eukaryota; Metazoa; Chordata; Mammalia; Rodentia; Muridae
Product: ubiquitin-like protein 5
Exons: 1
Coding region: 1-198 (65 amino acids)
Biological process (GO): protein modification process; mRNA splicing, via spliceosome
Cellular component (GO): nucleus; cytoplasm
Molecular function (GO): protein tag activity
Source: RefSeq, a predicted model, not a curated record